Messenger RNA from Dictyostelium purpureum, 2004 nucleotides. RefSeq lists its product as uncharacterized. The transcript has 4 exons. Gene Ontology annotation, biological process: proteasome-mediated ubiquitin-dependent protein catabolic process. The record is from RefSeq and is a predicted model, not a curated record. Gene Ontology annotation, cellular component: GID complex. NCBI's taxonomy places the organism in Eukaryota, Evosea, Eumycetozoa, Dictyosteliales, Dictyosteliaceae. The coding region runs from base 1 to 2004 and encodes 667 amino acids. Gene Ontology annotation, molecular function: protein binding.
AUGGCAACACAUAUAUAUGCAUCAUUAGAUGAGAAUUCAAUAAAAUCAUUAAAUAUUUUAAGUAGUGACAGUAAUGGUAUCGAAAUUAGAAUUCAAGCAGCUAAAUAUAUAAAGAAUUGUAUAAUAGGCAAUAAAUUAAAAAAAAAACUGUUCAUCGAUGCAGGUGCCAUACCAUUAUUUGUAAAUAUUUUAAAUAAAGAAACUGACGAAGAUUUAUUAAUUCAAGCAUCGUCUAUUAUUGGUAGUUUUGGUUGCAGAAUUGAUGAAGGAUCACAAAAAAUUUUUGAAUAUAAUGGUGUCACACCACUAAUCAGUUUAUUAUCAAGUAAAAAUUUAAAGUUAGUCGAAUCAGCAGCAAGAUCAUUAAAAAUAGUAUCGCUUUUUCAUCAACCACCACCCUCAAUUUACGAUGAACAAGGAGUUAAGCUUUUAAUAUCAUUAUUCAAUCAUCCAUUGGACUCAGUUAAGGAGGUCGCAGCAACUAUUAUAGCGAGAGGAUGUGAAUCAUUAUUUAAUCAAAGUAGUCUCGAUAAUAUGGAACCUCAACCUAUCGAACCAAAUCUCAUUAAUCACUCACUAUUAAAAUAUCAAAAUUUUGUACAUAUUCAUAGUGGGCUUAGUACAAUGAUUUCAAUUUUAGUUUCACCAAGAUCAAAAAUUCAAGAGGCAUGUUUAUAUGCUAUUGGUUGGCUUACUCGUGAUAACGUUCAAUUAUCCUCAUAUGUCGUAAAUGAUGAACGUAAACCUUUAGAAUGUAUUGUAAAUUUAUUUAAAAAAAAUAAGAGUCCAAGAGUUAAAUUAUUGGCAGUUAACUGUUUAUGUAAUUUUAAUCAAUCUAAAAUAUUAUCAACAUCAUUUUCACAUUUAAUAAAGAAUAUAUUACCAAUUAUAAUUAGAUUAAUGGCAGAGGAAGAAACAGUUAAAGAAGAGGCACCAGUAGUAUUGGCAAGACUCAUUGUUGAUAAUGAAGACUUUCAAAGAAUUGCAAGUGAAGCAGAGGCAAUUACUAGAUUGGGUAGUUUUUUAAAGGAUUCAAGUGCAUCAGAUCGUUUAAAAGAGAAUUCAUUGACAGCAAUAGCAGUUUUAUGUUCACAAAGAGAGGAUAGCAGAAAACAAGUGGUAGAUGCUAAAAUUAUACCUCAAAUAAUAAGCAGUUUAAAUAGUUCAAAUUAUGCGAUUAGAGCGGCAGCAUGCAAUUGUACAAAAUCACUCUCACGUUCCAUUAAACAAUUAAGAACCUCGCUAUUUGAUUGUACCAUCGCAACACCAUUGUUAAAGCUAUUAGAUGAUCCAUCCCUCGAGGUACGUGUGUCAGCAUCGGCAACUCUUUGUAAUUUGGUAUUGGAUUUCUCCCCAAUGAAGCAAGCAGUAUUGGAUAAUGGUAUACUCCAAAAAUUGGUACAAUUAAUAUUUGAACCACACGAUUUCAAAAUACGUUUAAAUUGUAUUUGGGCUUUAAAAAACUUAUUAUAUAUGGCAGAACCUUCAUUAAAAGAGUCGGCAAUGAAAGAAUUGGGUUACGACAAACUAAUCGAUUUAAUCAAAGACCACGACUCAUCCAUCUCUGAACAAGCAUUAGCAGUAUUAAGAAAUCUAGCAUUCAAAGAUAAUGAUCAACUCGUUAGUGAAGAACGUUUCAAUGGUCAAAUGGUUCCAACACUCGAAAGCAAAUUAACCCCUUCAAAUCCACCCGAAAUCAUCAAACAAACUUUAUUUGUCAUUUGUAAUAUAGUAACCAACGAAAAAAUUAGAAAUUCUGUAAUGAACUCCUCAAUUGUUAACAAACUAUUACAUUUCAUGGAGCAUAAGCAUAGUGAUAUUCGUGUGGUAUCCAUCUGGUGUGUAUGCAAUUUAAUAGGUCCUGAUGAAAACACAAACUCGUCAGUUAGGGCCAUGAAGUUUAAAGAAUUGGGUUAUGUAAAAAAAUUAGAAUCUCUAGUCGAUGAUCAAAAUAUAGAAGUUAAAGACCGUGUUAAAACUGCAUUAAACUUAUUUAAAAGAUAG